AUGGACACGCUAAGAUUGAGUACACCUCAAAUCGACUUUGAAUAUAGUAAGUUAGACAAUAUGCACUCCUCAAUCACUUUAUACAAUGACACUCAGUAUCCCAUAGCCUAUAAACAUGCUCAUUAGUUCAAAGCUACGAAUCUCAACAUUUUCUUGGUCAAGCCACCUUUGGGAAUUGUUUCACCUAGAUAGAGUCAAUUAGUCAAUAUUAUACUUCAUAGCAAAGUCCUUGAAAAUAGCUCAAUCAAAGAGUUUAAUGAAAAAUUGUAAUUGAUUACAACCAUCAUGCCUCAAGGAAUUCAAGAUGCUGGACCCAUAUUCUUAGAUAGAACGAGAAGAUUUGAAAAACAAAGAAUUAAUAUUGCUAUUCUCACCAAGGAUAGAAAGAUAAUUGCUCAAAGUCAAGGAAAUUAAAGUCAGAUGUUCUAAUCAGUUAAUAAGUAAUUUGGAUAGGUAGAACCUACAAGAGUCAUUGCUAUUCCUACUGCUGACAAGGCCAAAAUGGAAGCCGAAUAUUUUUGCAAUAAGUUUGAAGUGCUACAACAGGAAGUCACUAAGAAGGAACAGGAAUUACAAGACGUUUAAAAGUUUAAUAGUAGUUUGAUUGAAAGAGCAAAUAUUAAACCAAAAUCUGGAAAAUUGGAUAAACUUAUUUUCCUUAUUUCCUUUACUCUGUCUUUUUUAUUAAGUUUACAUUACCAAAAUCAAAUUUUAUCAGUAAUCAAGUUAUGA
This is a messenger RNA of Paramecium tetraurelia, 732 nucleotides long. RefSeq lists its product as uncharacterized. The transcript is spliced from 3 exons. The record is from RefSeq and is a predicted model, not a curated record. Lineage: Eukaryota; Ciliophora; Oligohymenophorea; Peniculida; Parameciidae.